Symbiodinium sp. CCMP2592 is the source of this 759-nucleotide messenger RNA. The record is from the annotation of a GenBank genome assembly. NCBI's taxonomy places the organism in Eukaryota, Dinophyceae, Suessiales, Symbiodiniaceae.
AUGUCCCCUGCAAAGGGAAAGGCGCUCUGCUGGUUCCUUCUUUUUGAUGCUAUGGAGACAUGUGCUCCCAGCAGUCCGCAAGGUGUUGUUGCAGAGUCUCUUGAGUCAGGUCCAUCGCCUUCGCUCGCCCUGUGUCUCUGUUCACGUGACCAGAAAGCCGUGGCCCGCCUCGAGUUGCGCUCCCCCGCUUACUUCGCAAUGGCACGCCCGACUCUGCUGCCUGCUGUCGCCGUGCUGGCUGGCCUUCUGCUUCGUGGGCAGCCCGCAGACGCCCCGCGACUGCAGCCGCGUGCCCGCGCGCGUGAGCGCCGAGACUCCGAUGUGCCCUUUAACGCCGGGGCGGCCUCCGGUGCUGGUGCCUCCGUCGAGUUCAAGAAGCGCCCCUUCGGCAUCCUUCGCUACCAGCCAGGCGAGGGCAUGAAGGGCGCCAUGGCCAUGGAGAUCAUCCCCAAGUCCCGCUACCCGGGCGACCCCCAGGGCCAGGCCUUCGCUUCAGGUGUGCAGAGCGGCUGGGUUGUGCAGUCCAUCAACGGCAUGAACGUGCAGAACGAGGACUUCGGCAAGAUUAUGGACAUGCUGGACGACGAGGUUGCGGACCCUCGGUUCUCUAAGUCCACGGCCUUGGCCCUGGAGAAGCAGGGUGGUCGCAUGGCCGAGCCCGUGGAGGCACCUCUGUCUGUGGUCUUCUCCUCCAUCCCAGGCUACGUUUACAAGGGCGCUCAGCUGACGGAGGAUGGCCAGGAUGGCUUCGCCCGCUGA